CCUUCUACCGGGGAAAGGGAGGCCUCCUCCCGCCACGGAAGGCAGCGCUUCUGCCUCUUCGCCAUCACAGGGUCGUCACUUGAUGAGAACAAGAACCACGGCGGGCGGCAGCAGCAACAGCAGCAAUAAGUGUUGGUUGUUAAAGUGGGGUGUUAAAAAUGCGCCUGCUCUGCUAGGGCUUUCAUGUGAGGAACAGUCGUGCUAUUGAAACGUUGUAGUUCUAGUAUGGAAAUGUUCUUGUUUAUAUCCCGCCUUUUCCUCAGGCCUGGACUCCAGGUGCCUUACCCAAGUCAAAGCAGCACAGAUAUAAUACAAAAAGCAAAACACGUGUGAAAGGCUUUUGGUGAAAGUUGCAGCAGUUUCAGAUCUGUGGAUGGUCAACAACGGUUUUCUGCCCUUCUCAUGAGCCAUGGCCUACCAGCUCUAUAGAAAUACCACGCUGGGGAAUAGUCUUCAGGAGAGCCUAGAUGAGCUCAUACAGUCUCAGCAGAUCACCCCCCAGCUUGCCCUUCAAGUGCUACUUCAGUUUGACAAAGCUAUCAAUUCUGCAUUGGCACAACGGGUCAGAAACAGAGUCAAUUUCAGGGGCUCCCUGAACACAUACAGAUUUUGUGACAACGUUUGGACAUUUGUACUGAAUGAUGUUGAAUUCAGAGAGGUCACUGAGCUUGUGAAAGUGGAUAAAGUGAAAAUAGUAGCCUGUGAUGGGAAAAAUACUGGUUCCAAUGCUGCAGAGUGAAGAGGAAGAUGGGCCCCUGUGCCAGCAAUGUCUUUAAGAGGCUGCAAUUCUGAGAGGAGGGUGGCCAAAGAAUGUGUGGAUGACUAUUUUAAUGAAGCAGAUAUGAGUAAUCCAUGCUGGAAUGCCUUGUGGAACUGUCUUGGCAGAAGCUCUGUAGAGCAUCUUUUGAGUUCACCUAAGACAUGAAGACAAAGAAUAUUGCUUUUUUUAAAAGGGAGAGAAACAAAAAAAUAAGGAUGAAAUGCUGUUGCUUUUUGGUUCAUCAAGGUAACCUCUCCAAUAAACAUUUUAUUUAAAACUUU
Molecule: messenger RNA, 1041 nt
Organism: Zootoca vivipara (common lizard)
Lineage: Eukaryota; Metazoa; Chordata; Lepidosauria; Squamata; Lacertidae
Gene: GTF2A2
Product: general transcription factor IIA subunit 2
Biological process (GO): transcription initiation at RNA polymerase II promoter
Cellular component (GO): transcription factor TFIIA complex
Source: RefSeq, a predicted model, not a curated record